AUGAUAUACUUAUUUAUUCUCGUUGAUAAUAUUGAUUUGCAAACUAAUCGUUAUGAAUCUUCAAAAUGUCAGCAAUUUUCAGCAGUUAAAUAUAUAUUUGACCUGGCAUAUUGGCGUGGACUUAAUUUCAAUGAUCCUACUAAUCGGUCAUCAUGGUGUGAUAUUCCAGAUAAACUAAGAUUGAUUUCCAAUGCCAUUUGUCGAAUAUAUAACUUGGGCGAUUGUAAGCGUCUACCAUGUCGAAUGAUAUAUGCUUCACCAAGUACAUUGGAAGAUGUCAAGUGUAUGAAUGAUGGUCGAAGAUUGAAAAUUGAUGAUAAUGUUUCGAUCGAACAUCAGUCAAAUCUUCAAUGUAAACGUGGUUUUACGUUAGAUUUAUUUUUGAAAAAAUAUGAUAAUUCUGCCUAUCCAUCAAUCAUUGCUGAUCCAUUGAUUCCAAUUUCCAAAGAAUUAUACAUUGACGUAUUAUAUAAUAAUUUUCGUAGUUGUGAUAGUAUGUGGGGAUUCGUCUUUAAUUUUGAAUCAAUUAGUAAUUAUCCUUGGGCUGCUGAUAGUCAAAACCUAAAACUAUUUGAUAUAACUCUUGGUUAUGAUCGAUCAGUUUAUGAUCUUAUUCCAGCUCCUUGGCUAUUUAACUAUGUUGAACAGUUGACAUUUAACUCGAAAAGAUUAUCAAUAGAGAAAGCAAUGUCUAGUAAAAAACCAAUUCAUUCCAUUACAAUCUCAGAUAAUUAUUGGACCAAUACACUAACACUCUCGUCAAUGCAACAAGAGAAAAGCAAUACAUCGCAUGUAAGAGCUCCAAUUUUAUGGAUGAACAAUGUAGAUAAUUAUGGUACUUGCGGCAAUAAUAUUCGCAGUCUACCAGAACAUAUCGUCGAAAUUCAACGUUCGAUCAAUCGAGACUUAAAAGAUCGUGGUAGUUAUAAUUGGGAAGCAGGAAAAUUAACAUUAUCAAGUGAAUAUUUAUUUACCAUUGCUAUUGAGAACAGUCUUGGUUAUGAUUAUAUAACGGAAAAAUUAUGGCAUCCAUUGAUUGCUGGAAGUGUACCAAUUUAUCUCGGUGCACCAAACGUUGAAGAUUGGUUACCAUGCGAGACUGACUGUAUUAUUGAUUUAAGAAAAUUUAAAACGCCAAAAGAUGCUGCUGUAUAUAUAAAAAGUAUUGCAACGAACAGAACAUUGUAUGAAAGCUAUCAUCAAUGGCGAAAUCGACCUGUACGAAAAAAAUUCCAAGAUAUGCUCAAUUAUUUUCAGAAUAUUGGUGAUUAUAGUCUUGACUGCAUACUAUGCGAUAUGUCCAAUAGAGUCGGUCAAGGAGAAAACUUAAUUGAAAUAAAAAGAAGACUUAAGACAAAAAUUGGUCAUUUUUAA
Molecule: messenger RNA, 1374 nt
Organism: Rotaria sp. Silwood2
Lineage: Eukaryota; Metazoa; Rotifera; Eurotatoria; Philodinida; Philodinidae
Source: the annotation of a GenBank genome assembly